GCAGCCAGGAGCGCGUCUCCGCCAGCUCCGCCCCGCCGCAGACGUCGCCGGCUGCUCCCGUGGAUUGGACAUGGCAGUCCUGCUGAUCUUCCUGGCCCUCAUCGCCAGCUCGGCGGCCAACGCCUGGACGCACCCGACAAGCCGGCGCAGCGGAGCGGCCCGCCUCCUGGGGCUCGGCGAGGCGUGGGAGGCGGACCCCGAGGGGGGCGGCGACCGGGGGCGGCGCGGCGGCUGGGGGCCCAGCGGCUGGAGCGGGCUGGCGGGGGCGGGCGAGCUGGACGGGGUUCCACUAGGGGCGGGCCCGGGGGCUGGCCCAGGGGCGGGAGUCGGCGCGCACAGGUCGUGGCCGUGGCCGCAGCCCGCCCAGGCCCAGCAGGAUCAGCAGCUGGUCAACGCCGUCGGCGGCCUGGGUAAGAGGCACGGCGCGCCCCGGGGCGGGCGGGCGGCGGGGGAGGACGCCGCCUCGGCCACGACUUCCACGACGGCGUCGUCCACGCGCAGCACGGCGCCCUCCCCCGCCAUCUUCACGGCUCUGGGGAGCGUGGGCGUGCUCAGCGAUCUCAGCAGCUUCUUCAGCAACCUGCAGGACAACCUGGAGUCCAUGGAGAACAUGACGCCCGAGGAGCGGCGCAUGGUGCUGGGCGGCGUGGACAGCCCGCACGAGAUGCUGCCGCAAGCAGGUCCCGGGCGGCCCAUGUCGGCUCCAGCUCUCAUGACGUCCCUGCGCAACCAGCGUCCUUCGUCCAGGACGAGGCACUUCGUGGAGACGAGCGAGCCCGCCGCCCUGCGCCGGUCCAACAACCACGACCCGCAGGUGCUGUGGGCGGGGCUGGGCCGCUGAGGCGGGGGAGCCGCCCACCAACACCAACGACGCCAUCACGACGCCGACGGUCGUCUCGUUCAUAACUUACUUACUACCCUCUCCCUUAUCAAACGUUAUCCUCUCACAUUUUCGCACGUCCCUCAUUUGGACCGUACUCCGCUCGUGACUCACCCGCCUUAACUGCGCACCAGCUUAUUGUAACACGCGGUAUUCUCAUCACGGUCGGCCCGCUCCGCCGCAGUCCAUUGCCAUCUACCGCGACUCAGGGAGGGGCGUGGCGGAGCGGGGCGGGUGUGGUGCGGCCCGCACGGUAAGCCCUAAACUCUUGCGAGCAGUCGAAACGUUCACGUCUCGGACCUGAUCAAGGCCGGUGCGGGCCAACCCGCGGGCCGCCUCGCACGCCGCCGAGACGCUCUCCAUGCUGAGCACCACCGGGUCGGAGGGUAAAGCGUGGGGUGGGGGAGGGUUUCAAUCUCCAUGCGCACCUAAACCUCAUGCACUUCUGCUCUCGUUGUUCGCCUAAAAGCGAGCCUUUUACAUAUUCGUAUACUUUCUAGGCAGUACCUCACAGGAGUCACUGUGCACAAACGUUUCACAAAUGGGGCGAGUUUGAGUAUGUAGGAUAGACACCCCUUUUUUGAUCCUCCCAAGUAAGAAGUAAGGAAUUGAUUUAAGUCAAGACUGGAGCCAGUGCUAAAAUUCAAGCUAUAUUUUAUGCGCAUAGAAAAUUUGGUGGGCGUCUCAUUUAGUGUUUCUCAUAUCUUUAUCGCAGAAAAUAGCGCAAUUUACAACGAGUGUUUGCCACAAUUUCAGUCCAAUUUCACUGAACGUUUAGGUUUCCUGUGCGAGUGGAGCCUCAAAGGUGGUGGUGUUUCACCCGGAGCUUUAUCAUCGUGUACUUAAGUCAGCAAAUUGAUCCAUCCCUGUUUGAUACUAGUACAUCGCAUGGCUUCACUCCACCUCGGACUUGCUCGCAGAGAAAUGUGUGAGAGACUCAGUAAAGUUAUGCUCUAUCCAAAAAGCAUAAGCAUAACUCUGUUCAUUUCACAUUUUUCUGGGUGCUCCCUGUCAUCAUCUAUCGUGUGAUUUUGUGAUUUACUACUCGCCGUUGGACCUGUACUGUGUUUCCGGUCUCCGCUGCAGAGUGCGUGACGUCAUAUUACAUUGUGUCCGCACCUUGAAUGUAACAUUCCUUCUCAAGACUGUAUAAUUAAAGAGUUCUUAGCAAUAA
Molecule: messenger RNA, 2054 nt
Organism: Frankliniella occidentalis (western flower thrips)
Lineage: Eukaryota; Metazoa; Arthropoda; Insecta; Thysanoptera; Thripidae
Exons: 4
Coding region: 71-841 (256 amino acids)
Source: RefSeq, a predicted model, not a curated record